UCAUUAGUGCAAAUCUAAAAAUCAGGAUCUUCCUCAGUGGUCAGUGAUGAUCGGGAGAUGAUGGGAAUCUUGGUGCUCUGUCUGUUCGCAGCUGCGUUCAACUCCAUCUCUGCCUUUCCAGAAGUCUGCACCAAUAACCUUCUACCUGGAGCUAAAGGAGACCAAGGUACAGUUGGAGAGGAGGGAAAUCAGGGAAAACUGGGAAAGACUGGACCACCAGGACGUCCAGGAUUGUCAGGAGAGACAGGGCGUGUAGGAGAGGUUGGCCACACAGGAAAGAUGGGGCCUAUUGGAGGCAAAGGUAUCAAAGGUGAUACAGGUUAUGAGGGGGCCUCUGGGUUAAAAGGGAAACCAGGCACAACAUGUGACUGUGGCAGGUACAGGAAGGUGGUCGGACAGCUGGAUGUUAAUGUAGGCAAGCUGAGGAAGGCUGUCAAGUUUGUGAAGAACGUCAUCUUGGGGCUGAAGGAAACAGAAGAGAGGUACUACCUGCUAGUGAAGGAGUCCAAGAGGUUCGGAGAGGCUACGAUGAACUGUAAGCUGAGAGGAGGCACCCUGGCCAUGCCAAAAACCAGCAACGCCAAUCGUCUCAUGGCAGACUAUGUCAGUCAGGCAGGACUGACAAGAGUUUAUAUAGGAGUGCAGGCUCAAAGCAAGGACACAGAUGGAACAAGCAGUCAUUUUUAUGCAGACUCCAGCCCUCUGCAGGGUUUUGCAGCUUGGGGCCAAGAGGAGGAGCUCAAUUCCAGAAUAUCUCCCACCACAAACUCAAGCUGUGUGGAGCUGCUCAGCACUGGAACAUGGAGUCGUGUGGAGUGUGAAGCCACCAUGUUUUUCAUCUGCGAGUUCUCAAAGAGCAGGAGAAGAGGAGGAGGAGGAAGAGGGACACCUCCCCCAACGUCAUCAUGAGUCAAUGAGACAUUUAGACUUGCAUGCAAAAAAAAAAGAUAUAAGUAUAAAUAUAUAUUUUGUAGUGUAAAAUGUCCAAUGUAUGUAAUAAAAAAUGAACUGAAAUGAAAAUAAAGUG
Molecule: messenger RNA, 1027 nt
Organism: Cottoperca gobio
Lineage: Eukaryota; Metazoa; Chordata; Actinopteri; Perciformes; Bovichtidae
Gene: colec10
Product: collectin sub-family member 10 (C-type lectin)
Exons: 7
Coding region: 58-909 (283 amino acids)
Biological process (GO): ossification
Molecular function (GO): growth factor activity
Source: RefSeq, a predicted model, not a curated record